CUGUUUAUUGAAAAAACAGCUUAUUUAAUAAGUUGUUGAAAAACAGCUUCUGUUUGUUGGCUGAAACAGCUAAACUGAUAAGCUGCUCAAGAAGCUAUCUAUUUAGGAUAACUUCUCCUUAAAUUUGUGAAGAAACAUAAGCUAUGCCAAACAGGAUCAUAAUGGAAAAAAUCUUGGAGGCUGCACGUGCAGCACGCAACUUGACCGAUCCAUCGCCGCAUCGCGGACCUCGACCCCGCCCUCACUGAGCUAGGAGCAGACGAGGCUUGAGAACGAGCGACGGAGACCUAGCCGAAGCAGGAGCUCCCCAUGGCGACCGGCAACCUGGCGAGCGUGGUGGUGGCUGUAGACGGCAGCGAGGAGAGCAUGAACGCGCUGCAGUGGGCGCUCGACAACCUCCGCCUGCGCCCCGACGGCGAGCUCGUCGUGCUGCACGUCCAGCCGCCGCCCAACAUCGCCGCGGGACUCAACCCGGCGCCCAUCCCCUUCGGCGGCCCCAGCGGGUUGGAGGUGCCGGCGUUCACGCAGGCCAUCGAGGCGCACCAGCGGCGCAUAACGCAGGCGAUCCUGGAGCACGCCCUGAAGAUUUGUUCCGAUAAGAAUGUGGAGGUGAAGACGGAGGUGGUGGUCGGGGACCCCAAGGAGAAAAUCUGCGAGAUUGCGGCCAACCGCAAGGCCGAUCUGCUCGUCAUGGGCUGCCGUGCCAUUGGGCCGCUAAAGAGGGUGUUCUUGGGCAGUGUGAGCAACUACUGUAUCAACCAUGUGGGCUGCCCUGUUGUUGUGAUCAAGGGGACAUGAUAUUCCAUCAGCCCAGCAUUCUUUGGUGUACUUCCAUUCAAGGUUUUUGAGGCUUCUGCUGUGACAUGUGUAAUCCUGUACGAUAUAUUACUGCACAUUACUAUGCUUUUGUUGGUGCUGCUGAGGGAUGAAAGUUGCUAUGUGGUCCCUUUCGUUAUAAAGGAGGAAGCUUUGUCGGUCGUGUAAUCGUGGUAAUAAGUUGGUCCUGUGGCGGAUUCUUGUGUAUAUUCUUGUAAUCGUUCAAAGACAUGGUUCUGUCUGAAGUCCCAACAGCGCAAAAUUACCAGAGUCUCGGUUUGUUUGUUUGA
Messenger RNA from Zea mays, 1106 nucleotides. The record is from RefSeq and is a predicted model, not a curated record. NCBI's taxonomy places the organism in Eukaryota, Viridiplantae, Streptophyta, Magnoliopsida, Poales, Poaceae.